GGCUCAAGCGCUCCCGCUGCCCGCCCGCCCUCGGACGACCAGCCGGACGCGCGCGGAUCGACCGCGAUGCUGAGUUCCCUGCAGAAGGUGGCGGACAGCGCCGACAAGGCCUCCAAGGCGCUGUUCGACGAGCUCUUCGGCUGCGGCGCGGACAGUGCCGUGCGGGGGCAGGAGGAGCUGAAGGUCGGGCCCUGCGAGGACUUCGUGGACGUCGGGGAGGGCAAGAGGCACCAGGGCCGGCUGCCGCAGCCCGGCAGCGUGGCGAAGGGCAUCGACGAGACGAUGCUGGACUCGUCGGUCAGGAGGGGCAUCGUGGUGCAGCUCCGGCCCCGCCCCUGCCUGUAUCUGGCGGGGCGUGAGCUGGUCCUCCAGAGCGACGACUCCGAGGAUCUGGACGCCGAGCCCCAGAAGCGGGUGAUCUGCGGCAUCUGCUACAAGUCGAAUUGCGUGCCCGCCCGGGCCUGCGUCAUCGACUGCGGCGCCUGCGGCGGCCGCAACCUCGCCGGCGACGACACGGGGGUCCGGGUCAGGUGCUACAACUGCGGCGUCAGCAACCUCGCGGAGCCGGGCGCGGGGUGCAUCAGCUGCAGCGCGUGCAAGGCCGUGGUCGCCGUGCCGAGCGACGAAGAUGCCGCCAGGGGCGGGGCCUGAGGGGUUCAGGCCUCCCGGGAGGCCGCGCAGCGACGCGGUGCCCCAGCAGCGCCGCGGUGACCCACGCCGACGCCCGGCCCCGCGCCAGGGCCAGCUUCGACCCGACCGAUCCGGCUCGGCAUCGACCUUGGCCAGCCCGAUCCGAUCCGAUUCCAUGCUCAGCACCCAGAUGGCAAGAUGGCGAUGCGGCCCCGUGCCCUGAUUCGAUGCUGACUGAUCCUGCGCCUGUCUCACAGCUCCCUUGCACUUGCAGGCCCAGGCUGCCAGCGCCUCGCCGCUGAGCUCUGUGCCCGGUCACCUGCUACGGAAGCCACAGGUGGCCGAGCGCCGUUCUAGUUUCACCCGUUCGAAUUCAUCUGCAGUCGACGCCCAUGAGAUCGAUGCAGUGCUUCAUCGUCGAGGCUACCCCUGCAUCUUUCCCUCGUCUGCCCUCUCUUGCGGGGGCGCCUGGGCAUCCUUUUCCCGCCUUUCCUUGCUAGCUUCUACGACCGCUUGCGAACCCUACCCCUACGGGCCCAAUCGACGCUGGCGUAUCGAGCGGAGCCUGGGCGUCGUUCGCGUACUGCCGGGGUAUGGUUCACAUGUGGUUGCUCACAGGUGCAGCGGCAGCAGACGUCUGCCGGGGCCCUGGCCCGCGGCGUGCGCUGCCGCCGCGGCCCGCGGGCGCGAGGGAAUACAGCGCGCCCGCGCGCGGGCCGGCGGCGCUGGCCCAAGAGACUGAUCCGCAGGGGCCCGGCCUUGGCAAGCCCCUGGCUACGGGGCCACGGGGCUCGGGCACCAAAAAGAAG
Molecule: messenger RNA, 1439 nt
Organism: Prorocentrum cordatum
Lineage: Eukaryota; Dinophyceae; Prorocentrales; Prorocentraceae
Source: the annotation of a GenBank genome assembly